ACUCGUAAUAUUAGUUCACAAAAAGUCUUUCUCCUGUGGCCUUUCUCCUGCACAAAUAUAUAAGGUGUUUGGCCACAAGCUCAAGAGCAACCUGGACAGACGAGGAAUAUAUGGGAUAAUUCGUCAAUACAACGAAAUAUAUAUAAAUUUCUAAACGCAACGUUUAGAAAAAAGUUAAAUCAAAGGAAAAUGAACUCGCACUGGCAAGGCAAAGCUACUUAUAUAAUGAAAAAAUAACCAAUAGACUGUAAUAUAAUGGAACAAGAGGAGGAUUAUUUUGGUGAAAACAAUAAUGAAGAAAAUGAGAAAAAUGAAAACGAUGAAAUGUAUGGGGAUUUACAAGAUGAGCCAAAGGAUCUAAAAUCUCAUUCACCAAAGAAGAGAUGGAAAGAAAGACAUUCUGGCAAUAAUAAAGAUUCCCAACACCGAUCCCCACGUAGAAACUCUGGUGAUAAGCCUAGUAGAGCUCAUGACGAUGAUGGGUAUGGCUCUAAAGAUUACAGUCGUAGAUCAAGCGGAGAUUCAAAUGAUCACCAUCAUCGCAGAAAGUCUGAUGAAUUAUCAGAUGAUGAAUCUCAUAAAAAAUCCAGUAGAAAACAUGAUGAUGAAGAUAGGUACUUGAAAUCUAAACAAAGAAAACUAAAAGAAAAACUCAGGAAAAUUGAAGCUGAAGAUGGAGAAAUUUUAGAAGAUGGCGAAAUUGAGGAUGGAGAAGAAACCAGCUCAAAAAAACAGGAGACCUCAGAUUCUAAAAAACUAGAAAGAGAAAUUAGUGAAAAAACUGAUGCCAGUUUUGAAAAUGAAGACAGUGGAGGAGAAGUUGAAGAUGAAGAGGAGGUUGAUAAUUCAGAGGAUAGAAAAAGGGAUAAACAUCAUGACAAAAGAAGGAAACAUAGAGAUCAUAGGGAUAAUAGAGAUAAAAGGAGGAAAUCCAGGGAUGACCAUCAUAAGAAGAAAAAAAGAAGACCUGAUUAUGUUGACCACGACAAAGUUAAUGAUGAAGAAAUGCAACAGGCCUGGCCAGGAGGAAGUAAAAAACAGUCACCUAAAGGUGCUCAGAGACAAGAUAGUAAACAUGCAAGUCAUGGUAAUCACGGAAAGAGAGACAGAGACAGAGAUAGAAGAAGAAAUCGAUACCAUAGUCCUCCAGGUCCAUACGACAGUCCUUAUGACAGUCCUCCAGGACCUUAUGAUAGUCCCUCCUAUGAUGAGGAUUCUCAAGAAGAAUACCAAGAUGAAGGAUAUGAUGAUUAUAAAGAUAAAAGGAAACAAAAGAAGAAAAAGAGCAUGAUGAGUCUAAUGCAGGGAGAUGAAUAUUUGGAUGCCAAUGUGGCUAUUGAAGAAGGGGAGAACUUGUACAAAAAGAGAGAUGGAGGAAAGAAACAAAAACAAAAGAAUUACCAGAACAACAAAAGAAAAUUUGAUCGUCAACAUUCAGAACAACCACCAAAGAAAAAGCCAUUGCUAGACACACCAAUGGAUGAGAGACCUGUUUGUAGGUUUUACAAGGAGGGAAAGUGUCAUAAGGGAGCAGAUUGUCCAUUUAAUCAUGAAUUUAGUGAAAAGAAGCCAGAAUUAUGUAAAUACUACUUAGGAGGAUCUUGUUCUAAGGGAGAUAACUGCAUUUUCAUGCACAGUGAAUAUCCAUGUAAAUUUUACCACACUGGACAGGAGUGUUACCAAGGUGAAAACUGUAAAUUUUCCCAUGAUGAACCAAGUGAUGAAACAGCUCCAAUUGUGGAAAGGAUGAACUCACGAGGUGAUCACCAUGGAGAGGAAGAAGAAUAUGGUCGACAACAGAAACCUGGAGUGCUAGGUAAAAUCUUGAUGUUUGAAAAGGAUAGAUCACCUCCUAGACAUUUGAAGGAGCAGAUGGAAAGAAUAAAGAAAAUUCCUUCUUUAUUUGAUAUACAAACAUUUCCUCCAGGACAAAGCCCUCAGAAACCAGGACAACAAGGAGGUCUAAUGAAUAAUUCUCCACAGCAGAGGAUGCAGGGUCCAAAUCAGGGACAGCCUCCAAGACCAGUUGGAUUUUACAAUGACACAAUGCAAGGGGGAAUGAGGGGACCACCACCAGGUGGACCAAUGGGUCCACAAGGUCCAAUGAACAUGCCACCGGGACAGAUGGGACCUCAGGGUCCAGGUAUUGGUGGUCCAGGUCAGAUGGGGCCCCCUGGACCCAUGCAAGGCCCACCAAUGGGAGGACCACAGGGCCCUAUGAAUAUGCCACCAAAUUCUAUGGGGCAUGGACCAAUGCAGAUGGGAGGUCCACCUAACUCAAUGGGACAUAUGAUGGGACCAGUGAUGCAACAAGGUCCAAUGCAAGGACAGAUGGGAGGGCCAAUGCCACAAGGACAAAUGGGAGGUCCCCCAAUGUCAAUGGGACAAGGACCACGAAUGAUGAAUCAACCAAUGGGUCCACCAGGACCGAUGGGUGGACCAAAUGGAAUGAACAACCCAAAUCUAAAUCCAGCUUUAGCAAUAGUUGGUGCUCUACUUCGUCAUGUAAAUCCAAAUAUAUCACCACAAGUCAGUCAGGCAAUGUCAGUUCCAAGUAUGCAGAAUCCUCGACAGGGAAUGGGCAUACUCAGUCCAAACCAUCCUGGAAUUGACAGUCAUGACCCUAGACAAAGUUUUAAAAAUCCUGCCUUGAAUACAGAUUCAAGCCAGGAGGAAGCAUACAGUCCACAAGAUGAUGAUGAAGAUGAGAUGCCUUUUAUAAAAACAGAAGAGGAUGGCACUAAAACAGGAAAGAUAAAGAAUGAAGAAACUGAUGAAAAUGAGAAAAAGUUGGCUCAGAUGGGGUUAGAUCUUGGGUCACUUAGUCAAUUACCUGCCAAACAGAGGGAGUUAAUGAUGAGACUACAGCAGCAUGGGGGCCAAUCAGAGGGAGAAGAGGAUAAAACAAUUGUUAAAAGGGAACGUAAAGAUAGCUGUAGCUCUGCUGAAGAAAACAAAUCAAAAGCUGCUAAAGUUGAGGAUGAUAACUGGUAUUCAAGUGAUGAAGAUGAUGGUGGUGCUCCAAAACUUACAGAUGUUCUUAAAAAUCUUGGCAAAAAGGAGACAUCAGAUCCUUCACAAGGUUCAUCUAUUAACGUUAUGCAGAUGAUCAAUGCUAUUAAGAGUCAGUCUGGACCAGUAACAAAUCCUCCAGUACGAGACCCAAGGCAACGCAAUAUGGACCCUCGUGCUAUGUCCCAUGGCAAUGAACCUGCAGGUCACAUGGGUUUUCCUCACCCUGCAGAUCCUAGAACAUUUACCAGUGGAUUAACUGUGCCACCAGUAAAUAAAUGGAAUAGUGAACCAGCAAUAAUCAAUUCACGACCAGGUGAUGCAGAAUGGAGGUGCAUUAUUGUAACAGUAGAUCCUUCACGAAGGACAGAACCCCCACAAGGAAUUAAUUUGUUAGAUCCACAGUUCAAAAAUGAUCCAAGGAUGAAAAAAUUCUUAGAUCAUUUAAAUAUGAAAAGUCAUAAGGAAAACAAAAAUCCAAUUGAACUUGGUCAGUCAGCUGACAAUAAACCUGCAGAUCCUAGAUCUAAACCUAGUGCUUUAUUGCAGGAUCCAAGAAUGAAAAAGCAAGGUGAAUCUAGUGCUAAACUCUCAGACCCUCGCUUACAAAGGACAAUAUCUGAAAAUGCCUCAAGUCGAGCAAAUGAUCCACGAAUGCGUGGAAUGACAAAUCCACCAAGUGGUGUUCAUAAUCUUCCCGUUCGUCCAAUAGACCCAAGGUCUAGUGUUGCUACGUCAAGACCAAAUGAUCCAAGAUUUUCACGUCAAUUGAGCCAUGAUAGCAGUUCAAGUGGGAUGGUAAUCAAUGUACCGAAGCCUAGCGACCCAAGAUUAUUACCGAUCAGUCUUGGUGAAAUUGCUAGCCCUUCUCCUUCUGAUAUUUUAGCCAGUUUACAAUAUCCCACUGAUUCUGAUACUGAACAAAAACCAGAUCCUCUAGGAAUAAAGAGACAAAACUCAGUUCGAGAUCCUAGAACCAAAUCAGAAACGCCUGCCGUAGAACAAAAUACAGACUUGCCCAAUAACUUAGGACGGCAGAUAAGUGGCGGAGGUUCCGAUUCUGAUAGCACAUCACAAAGUGGUGACGCAGCAAAAACAAAAAUAGACUAUAGGAAUGAUCCUAGGUUUAAAGUCAAGAUCAAACCAGCAGGUGAAACUGGACAGAGACGUUAUGGGGGACAACGGAAAGGUAGCAUGGAAUAUAGUUCUCCACUUGAUGCAGAAAGUCAACAAAGAGAUAACUCGGGAUAUAACAGUUACAAUCGACCACCAGCUAAUAAUCCUAAACCAGCUGUCAAACAAGAUCCAAGGACACAGAGGACCGCCCCUAGUGUGACAACUGAUCCUGAAAAUCUCUCAAUACCUGAGUUACCAGACUUUAUUCCACCGGAAGAAAACAUUAGUACAAAACUUUACUUUAAACAAAUGGACCCUACUGCAUCACCAUUUUGUUAGCUUUUGAUCUCCUUUGACAAGUUAGAUAUAUUGUAUCAGUAUUUUACUUGUGUCAACGUGUAACCUUUGGCUUAAAGUGAAACUAGAGAACUGAUUCACAUCUAAUGGGGCUAUAUUUAUUUAUAAAUAUAUGUCUUUUUAAGUUGUACUGUACCAAUUAACAAAUAUGUAAUGCCAUGAUAAACUUCUUAAAUUUGUAAUUACAUUAAUUCAAAAUGGACCAAAAAAUCAAUAAUAAGCUGUUGAUAAGAUUUCUUUACAAAAUACUUUAUACCUAAUAUGUCAAAUGGAGAUAGUAUUAAACAAUUUGUUAUGUAAAUUUGUUGUCCUGUCCUAAAGUUCUGUGUGUGCUCAUAAGUGUUAUUAGCUACAUGAAGGAUAUUCAAAGAUUUGUGUAUACAUGUGUAUAUUUGUGAAUAUAAAAUACUUGUUACAGUAGAUAAAGAGUAAAAGUUUUAAGCCUGAUGAGGAAGUUAUGUGUUGCAGCUCAUGGAUUUUGCUUUUUCCAUACAUCCUCGGUGGGUUUGUGCAUUGGAUAGGAAAAACUUCCAGUUUGUCUAACUUGCCUACCCUGUAAGUGGGCAUUCUAUUUCUUGUUUUUAUAAAAUCACUUGAAAACCACCCAGUACAACCCGUACAGUUUGAACUGAACCACUUUUUGGGCUACUGAAAUAGAAAUUAUACAAAAUUUGACAUUCAUGACCCUGAGUUUCAUAAAAAAUAAUUGAACUAUGUUGAAGUAAUACAAUUUUCUGGACCAGUGAAAGUAAGAGAAGAAAUGUUGAAUGGGCUGCCCACUUUGGAUAGAUGAAUUCAUGAGGUGUAACAAUACAUGUAUGUUGAAAUCAGAACUUUUGUUACAAAAGUAAUGUUACAUUUUGCAUUUAUCAUGUAUUAAUUAUGAAAGAUAUUUUUAAUUAUCAUGACUGUUAAAACCAUUAACAAUUCAAUAAUCUAUGUUACAUACUUUCAUAGCUGUAAUAUCUAUUUUAAUUUUUGAUUUCAAUUUAAUGUAUUUAAGACUUUAAAACUGUUAUCAUUUUACAGUUAAAAUAUGUGUUGUCCAAUGAAAGAUUCGCAUAUUUAGUUUGAACUUUAUAUGUUUUAACAUUUUAAAAUUUUUUAAAGAUUAAAUAUGAUAUACAUUCAGAUUAUGUAUUACAAAAGUUUAAAUUUAUAUAUAUCAUAUGUGAACAUUUAUUGAUAUGAGGAUUUCCAAACUUAUCAAGAAAAAGGUUCUUCAGUUAGUGUCUGACUCUGAUUUAAUCUUUUUUGUAAUAUCCAAGACAGAUUUUUCCACUAGUAUUAGAUGGAUUGAAGGUAAAGAGAAGUGAGGGGAGCUCCAUUAAAUUAUAUAAGAUACCCAGGGAAAGCACUUUAAUAUUGCUCUCAAUGGUUGUGUUAACACUGUAUUAAUCAGGGGCGAUUCCAGGAUUUUAGGUAAGGGGGGGUGCAAACUCAAAUUUUUUUGAGGUAAAAUUAUUAAAAUAUUCUUUAUUAAGCUGAGGACAACCCAUUCUUUGCAAAUUUUAGGGGGGGGCACGCCCGCCACGCCCCCGCCUGAAUCCUCCCCUGUUAAUGUAUUGCAAUAAGUGUGGUCCUUACUCCUUAGAUACAUAUGUGUUACAAUGGAACAGCUCUGAUGCAAUUAUAGAACAUCUGCUGAAUUGUUAAAUUUAAAAGCUAAAGUUUCUUCCUUUUGAUAUGCAAGUGACUUUCUUUGCUUUGUUUCUUCCGAUCUUGACUUUCUGAUCUUUGAUUUUAUUCUCUGAACUGUUAUACUUCUAUCACAAGGUUAGUACUUACCUUAGAUGAUAAGAUGUUCAGAUAAUUUCUUAUUUAGAGAAUACAUUGAAAGACCAUUUUACAAAAGAAUUAUCACUGGAAACGUAAAAUUUGCAUUUUGCUGUUUGAUUACACAUUACAUUUAUGUCUGAAUUAACAGUAAUGUCUUGAGAUUCCUACUAUUUUAUGCAUUUGUAUUUAUCUUACUUUCUAACUAAAUUUUGCAACGAAGGUUAGAAAAUAAUACAGGAAUGUAUAGAAAAGGUAAAAUAAAAUAGUUGUAAUGUAUUGUUGUGGUUUAGAGUGUUCCUCGAAUCCAUGCUUCAUUUUUACACUCAUUUAAAUAUCUUCUGUCUCUAUGUUUUGAAUUAUUAUUCUAUGUAUUUUAUACCACCGAUUUUUAAUGUGUGAUACUUUACUCAGAAGGUUUACUGAUUUUCUAUGCUUUACUCAAUAUUUUUAUCUUGUUGAAUCUCUUUGUAAAUAUAUCAUCACCAUGGAAAUGUCACUAAUGAUUCUAAGCAAAAUAUAUUUAUACAACUUCCAGAAGAAGAAAUUGAUGUUAUAUAAUCUUAUUUCAAUGAUUGAUAUGUGUUGGCAAUUUUUGCCAAAAGUUGCAAAAGCUUGAUAUUUGUUGAAAAAAAAUUUGAACAUUUGUUUUUUCAAAGAAAACUGUUUACUUUCAAUGGUUUUUAAUUAUAUUUAGAAUCAGAAUGAAAAGACGCAAAAAAUCUAAAUUUUGUAAAAUGUUGACAAGCACAUUUGAAUUGAAUAUUUAAACAGUCAUGGUAGUUGAUGGAAGAAUCUAUUGUUGUCCCCCUUUGUUUUGAUUGUACAUUAGCAAGACAUUUGUAUAAAAUAGACUUGUUACUUAGUAACCCUAAAAAUAAAAUACCAAAUACCA
Molecule: messenger RNA, 7156 nt
Organism: Mytilus californianus (California mussel)
Lineage: Eukaryota; Metazoa; Mollusca; Bivalvia; Mytilida; Mytilidae
Product: zinc finger CCCH domain-containing protein 4-like
Exons: 15
Coding region: 256-4467 (1403 amino acids)
Biological process (GO): negative regulation of DNA-templated transcription
Cellular component (GO): nucleus
Molecular function (GO): RNA binding; metal ion binding
Source: RefSeq, a predicted model, not a curated record